AUGGGGAAGAAAGAGAAGUAUUUAUACUUUUCGGGAAAGGGUGAGGCCUUUGAAGAAGCAAUUGCUGCACUGGAUACGCUGGGAGAGGAAUCAUACAAGGACAGCACUUUAAUCAUGCAACUUCUGAGGGACAACCUCACUCUUUGGACUUCAGAUUUGCAGGAGCAAAUGGACGAGGCUUAACCACUGGAUUGUUGUGCUCCUUGAGGGAGGUGGGCUUGAAUGUCAUAAAUAUUCUAUAAUCUGCAGGCACUUCUGUGUAUUACUUUAGUUUCUAAUGUGCAUACCAUAUGCUCAUCAGCUCAUGUUGACAU
Fragaria vesca subsp. vesca is the source of this 314-nucleotide messenger RNA. RefSeq names its product 14-3-3-like protein GF14 kappa-like. NCBI's taxonomy places the organism in Eukaryota, Viridiplantae, Streptophyta, Magnoliopsida, Rosales, Rosaceae. The transcript has 3 exons. The record is from RefSeq and is a predicted model, not a curated record. The coding region runs from base 1 to 183 and encodes 60 amino acids.